AUGGCUGAAGAACCAAGAAGAAGAGAAUUCGGAUCUUUUCCAAAGAAACCUCAGAAAAUUACCCCAAUCGCGACGGCCAACGGGAAGUCGGAUGAAGAGUUCAUCAGAGACUACAUAAAACCCAGCCAAGAAUGGACAACAUGGACUCACCCACUCACACAGAAAAGCUACUCGCUCGAGUUUCUAUCGUCACACGAGCUCAGCAAAGAUGACUUCCGGACUUGCUUUGGCAUCAUCGAGACGACAAGUGGCGUAGAUUACAAGAAUUCGUCUGUGGGAUGGCAUCCUGCUAUGAAAAGGAAAGAGAUGAAGUCGCCGGAUCUCCGGUACAUACUCGUCAAAGAUGACGGUGGCGCGGUCCAGGGCUUUACAUCCUUGAUGCCUACAUUUGAGAAUCAUGAGCCUGUGUUGUAUUGCUAUGAAGUGCAUUUGCUUCCUGAACUUCAAGGAUCCGGCCUCGGCAAGCAUCUCAUGAACCAACUCAUCACUAUCGCGGAAAACAUCCCGUCGACCAAGAAAGUAAUGCUCACUUGCUUUACGAGCAACCUCAGCGGUCUCAAGUUCUACGAAAAACUCGGCUUCGCGAAAGAUGACUUUUCCCCUGCAGAUCGCACUUUAAGAGGCGGGAAAGUGUCCUGGUAUCGGCCGCAGUUCGAGUAUAAAGCUCUGACCAAGUCCAAGAAUCAAGCAGAAAAUUUCACAGCAUGGCUCUCCAAGUCACUCUGA
Messenger RNA from Trichoderma breve, 726 nucleotides. RefSeq names its product acetyltransferase (GNAT) family domain-containing protein. The transcript is spliced from 4 exons. Gene Ontology annotation, cellular component: nucleus. The record is from RefSeq and is a predicted model, not a curated record. Gene Ontology annotation, molecular function: histone H4 acetyltransferase activity; protein N-terminal-serine acetyltransferase activity; histone H2A acetyltransferase activity. NCBI's taxonomy places the organism in Eukaryota, Fungi, Ascomycota, Sordariomycetes, Hypocreales, Hypocreaceae. The coding region runs from base 1 to 726 and encodes 241 amino acids.